AUGAGAUGGGCAGAGGACGACGAGGAAAGUGGAGAGGAGAGCGAAGAGGGAGGGACGAGGAGGGCGAAAAAGGUGGAAAAUGCUGCUGCCCCCGACGGCAGCACUGCGCACAACAGAGGCGUGGGAGCGAGAGAGAGAGCGAGCGAGCGAGAGGGGGAGAGCGAGGGAGGGAGCGAGGGAGGUGGCCAAGACUGGCAUGCACAGACCCCCGCAGGCCCCCGCUCAACGGGCAGGCGGGGGCAGCGGGCAGGCGUGGGUAGGGGUAGGGGUAAGGGCAGGGGCAGGGGCAGGGGCUAAAGAGGGAAGCGGAGCGCAUAUACAAACAAAAAGAUAUGGGGGAGAGCUCAGAGCCGCAGGAGGGAACACGCCGGCAGCGCAGACAAGCGCAGGGGGUUACGGGAUCGGAGGGAGGGGCUAAGGCGGGGAGGGGGGCUGCGGGGCCCGCAAGCCUGCCAGGCCCCGGCCAUGCCGACUCCGGCUCCAGUCUCCUCGGCCAUCGAUGCGCGCUUCGUUUCUCUCGCCUCCUCCACGCUUAUUUAUCACCAUUGUUUUGACUUCGCAUGCCAUGCCAUGCGCGUACAGCCCGGCACCACCGCCCGCCCUGGAUCUCCACGCAUCCGCUGCGCAUCGGAU
Messenger RNA from Marchantia polymorpha subsp. ruderalis, 633 nucleotides. Lineage: Eukaryota; Viridiplantae; Streptophyta; Marchantiopsida; Marchantiales; Marchantiaceae. The record is from the annotation of a GenBank genome assembly.